Aspergillus calidoustus is the source of this 1737-nucleotide messenger RNA. The record is from the annotation of a GenBank genome assembly. NCBI's taxonomy places the organism in Eukaryota, Fungi, Ascomycota, Eurotiomycetes, Eurotiales, Aspergillaceae.
AUGGGCGAGAUUGGUUUCUCGGCAGAUGACCAUGAGGACUGGUGGCGGGGUAUGGAAUGGUCUGCGUUGCACGACCCUGAAUUUCCAGACCAUACGACAAGUGAUCGAAAUCAAGCCAGCGAUCUAGGCUGUAUCCCGUUUAGUACAAAUUCAGACGAGCCUCCACCUCCAACAGGUGAGCGCUCCGAUGGACCAUCGUUCGUGAACCUGUUGGACUGCGGCUUUCUGGGACCAGAUAUACCCUGGGAUGAUGAUGAGUUCUUUCUUCCUUACGGCGCCUGGAGGCCCCCGGAGCCGUGUACGUACUGUCGUCGCAUGCGCCUACAGUGCUUCUCACUCCAGACCACGGACGCCAAUCCCAACCCGGUCAGGUCAUGCUCGAGCUGCGUGGCGCUGUUUCGGCAAUGCAGUCUUGCAGAACGACAUAAGCGCCAGCCGCACCACUAUGAAACAUCUCGCCCGGUGAUUGACCAGUUGCACGGCAUUAGGGAGGAUGAUGCAUAUGUAGGUGAGGGCAGUGCGAAUCCCAAUGUUGCUGAAAGCGGCGGGCUCGAUCCCAGCAGCAAAAGUGGCGCGUGCCCCCUUACGCUUCAACUGAGUCAGGCAAGCGAGCGAGCGAGCUCUUAUUCACGCUCCGUCAAACGAACACGGCCCUUGAGAGAAUGGCUUGCGUGUAAUCUUGCGCAUCCUUACCCAACAAAAGCGGAAAAAACCGAUCUGGCCAAGCAAACUGGAAUGACAAGGACGCAGAUCAACAACUGGUUCUUGAAUGCACGACGUCGCCAACGACACUCUGAGAAUAUGCGGGCUCAGCGGCGCUCGGGCCUACCACAUGGCUCACCCAUGCCUCCAUCAUCACCGUUAAGCAUGAUGACCCCGAUAGAUCGCUGGCGCUGCUCACCUCCAGAGGACGAGCCCAUAACAAUUUCUCCAGCCGUGCUGGAGAAAGCUCUGAAUGACAGCUUUUACAACAUCAACUCGCCACACGGGGAAGCAAGUACCAGCUUUAGUACGGGCUGCGCAUCGUCAUCCAUUAGCGGAGAUUCCUGGCUUCAUAGUCAGCCACACUCAUUAUAUGCAUCCUCAACGCCAGAUUCUACAAUUAGCUUCUGUCAUUCAAACAACAGUAGCUCCAAUUUUGGCAGCCUGGAUACCAAGAACGAUGAGUUCGCACAGCCCCAAGAACAGAGCAUUCAAGCUUCCGCUCUCGUAUCGAAGCCGAAGUUUCAGUGCACAUUUUGCUCGCGGGACUUCAAAAAGAAAUUUGACUGGAAGCGCCAUGAGCUGAGCGUUCAUAUGCCUAGUCUUAGCUCCUGGGUUUGCUCCACACCUCUAGCCCCUGAGCAAUCCCGCCUAAUCUGGCGCACUGGGCAGGAGGAGCCCGAGUGUAUCUUCUGCGGGCAUGCCUCCCCUUCCGAAUCCCACUUCCGGUCACACGAGUUUGAGUAUUGUGCUCAAGGACCCAUCAGUGAGAGAACAUUUAGUCGCAAGGACCAUUUAUGGCAGCACCUGUACAAAUUCCACGGAUGUCGUAAGUGGGAUGGGUGGACGCCUGACCUGUCAUCCCUUAGGAUGAAUUCUGAUGCCGUGAACAGCCGCUGUGGAUUCUGUGAUGUGACUAUGGAUAGUUGGACCGAGAGGGAGCAACAUAUGAUGGUGCACUUUCUACAGGGCAUGACCAUGGCCAGUUGGAGGGGAGGUGAGAAUGGGGGAAUUGAGUUAAGCAUGCCGAACUAG